Phodopus roborovskii (desert hamster) is the source of this 2983-nucleotide messenger RNA. RefSeq names its product zinc finger protein 39. Bases 141 to 2294 code for a protein of 717 amino acids. Lineage: Eukaryota; Metazoa; Chordata; Mammalia; Rodentia; Cricetidae. Gene Ontology annotation, molecular function: DNA-binding transcription factor activity, RNA polymerase II-specific; RNA polymerase II cis-regulatory region sequence-specific DNA binding. The record is from RefSeq and is a predicted model, not a curated record. Gene Ontology annotation, biological process: regulation of transcription by RNA polymerase II. The transcript has 5 exons.
CCGGGCGCAAGGGCGGGCCUUCGAGGUUUCGCUGGUUCGCGGGUCUUUGUCUCGCGCCAUCUUAGCGCUUGGUCGGUCAGCUGGGCCGGGUAGUCCGGGUGUCUCAGGACUGUCAGCUGAGGGAGGCAGACGGGGGCGCCAUGAGGAACUUGCAUCAGGACAGCGUGGAGAACUGUAUGGGUCAACUCCCCAGUCAAACUCUUGAGAUUGGAAAGCAGAAGAGAAGCUGCAAGAAGAGCUCAGUCACUUACAAUCACUGGAGAUGGUCCCAGGGGUGCAGAGCAAGAAAACACAAGGAGUCAGUAAAGGGAUUGGUGACAUUUGAGGAUGUCUGUGUGGACUUCACCUGGGAUGAGUGGCAGGACCUGGAUGAUGCUCAGAGAAAGCUCUACAGGGACGUGAUGCUGGAGACCUACAGGAGCCUGGAGUCCUUGGGUCACUGCAUUACCAAACCCGAGGUGAUCUUUAAGUUGGAGCAAGGAACUGGGCCAUGGAGAGUAGAAGACAUCCCAGAGCAGCGUCAGCCAGAUGUCCAGAAAGUAAAUGAACUGGAUGAAACCAGCCAGGACAAUCAAGACAGACAUUUGUGGCACCUUGUAAUUACCAACAGCAACACAUCAACUGAGGAGAAUGUUAAAUUAGGAAAAAUACUUAAUGUGAGUUCAAACCAUGUUUCAAAUCUAACUAUAAAGAAUGGAAGUUCUUCAGGAAUGAGGCCUACAGCACUUAAUGUGUGGCAGAAUGUGCAUCCCCCUAAUGUGCCUGAUAACAUGCAGACUGGAAAGGAUCUUGAUGGCCCUCUAACUAGCAAGUCCCCCAUACAUGCACAGCACCACAGGUUGUAUAACAGAGCUCCAAGUACUCAACAGCAUUUCCAAUGUUGUAGACAGGAAGCAGCCUGCAAUACAAAGACCUUAUGGACAAAUAAGAGCUUUCACAUUGCACAUAGUCCCAGUAAAUUUGGUGAGUCUGGGAAAGCAUCUGAUGAGGUAGCUCCUAAUGCCCAAGAGAGGACUUGGGUAAGGGAAGAAACUUUUGAAUGUAAUAUUUGCAAGAGAACAUUCUGUUCAAAGUUUAAGCUCACUAAACAUAAGAAAAUACACAAAGUACGGAAGUAUUACAAGUGUAGUGAUUGUGAGAAAACCUUCAUUAAGAAGUCGUACCACAAAAAACAAGUAAUGCAUGCAGGACUCAGAUCCUACAGAUGUAGACAAUGUGAGAAAUUUUUUCAUCAGAAAAAACAGCAAAAUGUACACCAGAGAGUCCCCAAAGGAACAAAACUGUAUGAACUUUAUCAAUCUGAAAAAAGCUUUAACGAGAAGCCAAAACUCAGGAGGUAUCAGAGAACCCGUACAGGCUAUAAACCCUAUGGAUGUCAUAUGUGUGGGAAAUCAUUUUAUCGGAAGUCACACCUCAACAGGCACCAGAGAAUUCACACAGGUGAGAAACCCUAUGGAUGCAAAGAAUGUAAGAAAACUUUCUACCAUAAGUCAUCCCUCACUAUCCAUCAGAGAACUCACACAGGUGAGAAGCCCUAUGAAUGUAAAAAAUGUAGGAAAACUUUCUACUGUAAGUCAGACCUCAAUGUACAUCACAGAACCCACACAGGCGAGAAACCGUAUGAAUGUGACGAGUGUAGAAAGACUUUCUACUCUAAGUCACACCUCAUUAUACAUCAGAAAAUUCACACAGGUGACAAACCGUAUGAAUGUGAAGCAUGUCAGAAAACAUUCAACCGGAAGUCAAACCUCACUGUACAUCAGAAAACACACACAGGUGAGAAACCCUAUGAAUGUAGUGUCUGUGGAAAGACUUUUCACCGGAAGUCACACCUCAGCAUGCAUCAGGGAACUCACACUGGUGAGAAACCCUAUGAAUGUAAAGAAUGUGGGAAAGCUUUCUACCAAAAGUCCAGUCUCAGCAGGCAUCAGAGGAAUCACACAGGAAACAGACCAUAUGCAUGUGAAGAGUGCCGGAAAACAUUCCUUCAUAAGUCAUCUCUCACUGUCCAUCAAAGAAGCCACACAGGUUAUAAACCAUACUCAUGCGAAGAAUGUAGGAAAACAUUUUACAGUAAGUCACACCUCACUGUACACCAGAGAACUCACACAGGUGAGAAGCCCUAUGAAUGUACGGUAUGUGCAAAGGCUUUUCACCAAAAGUCAUAUCUGAACAGGCAUCAGGUAACUCAUGAGAGUGAGAAACGAUUUGAGUGUGAGGAAUGUAGGAAAACAUUCUAUCAUAAGUCCUCCCUCACGGUGCAUCAGAAAAUUCACCUGAGGGAAGGCCUGUGAGUAGAGUGUGGAAAGUUCUUAGCAGAAACAUUCAGUAGGCAUCAGACAAGUCACACAUAGGUGAUACUCUAAAAAUUGAUGAAUGAAGACAGUGUUUCCCUGAGAAGGCCACUUAGCAGGCAUUACAUUUAAUCAGAAAAUUCUGUGUAGAACAAGUUGGCUGUUUUCUUUGGAACAGUCUCCAUUAGGUAAUCCACCUGACUGUGUAACAGCCCUACAGAAAAAUGUGCACAUAUAUGAUGAUCACUGUUACUACCAGGCCCAUAGAAACACUUUAAGUUUUUUCUCCCUCAGUUUUCAUGAGUCUGGGGACCUGAAGUGAACGUGAUCUGCAAAAUGGCCUUGACAUCCAUUGUCAGAAAGCCACAAAUUUAAGAGAAAUAUUACUGAUUGGAGAGGGCAGAGAUGUCCUCAUUUUUAUCCCCAAAUACUGUUUUUAGUUUAGUUGAGGAAUACUUUCUUGAACCAUUGUGCAUGAUGUUUUGAUAAGAUUGCAAACCCUUCAUAACUGGAUGAGAUGUUUGAGAGAACUUAUAUGUUCUUUAAUAUUUCAAAAAUUGUACAUGCAUAGCAAAUUGUCAAUACUGUAUUAGAGAAGUUUCAUUGAACAAUUUGAAUAAAUUAAAUGUUGAUAAUGUGUGAAAUUUUGAGCAAAAUUUAAAUAUCAGAAGUUUGUAACAAAGGAAAAC